This is a messenger RNA of Papilio polytes (common Mormon), 2097 nucleotides long. RefSeq names its product protein tilB homolog. The transcript has 14 exons. The record is from RefSeq and is a predicted model, not a curated record. The coding region runs from base 182 to 1330 and encodes 382 amino acids. NCBI's taxonomy places the organism in Eukaryota, Metazoa, Arthropoda, Insecta, Lepidoptera, Papilionidae. Gene Ontology annotation, molecular function: protein binding. Gene Ontology annotation, biological process: cytoskeleton organization.
UUUAGUUUUUCUCUUCGCUCGAGCUGUGGUGGUGUCGGUUGUCUCGAUAAUUUUCUUUUCUUUUCUUGACAUAAAACAGAAUGAUCCGUAACAACUUUGCUAAAAUCUAAUUCCUUGUGUGUAUUGUGUUUAAAACAUUUAAAAAUUUGCACAGAGUGCUUGCAGUGAUUUGUGCAUUACAAUGGCUCGGCUUACGGAAGAGAUGGUGAUCGCACGAUCCAAGCAAUCGGAUUUAUAUGCGAUAAAGAAACUCAACUGCUGGGGCGCAGAACUUGGCGAUGUUAGCCUUCUGAGACAGAUGCCCAACGUCGAAGUCUUGGCUUUUAGUUUAAACAAGAUCCGUACAUUGGGCGACUUUGCCGGCUGUCGACGAUUGCGGGAGCUCUACAUACGCAAGAAUGAAAUCCGCAAUUUAGCAGAGAUCCGACACCUUAGGCAUUUACCGGAUCUCACCAGUCUCUGGCUGGAUGAGAACCCCUGUACACAGCACCCGGAAUACAGGAUGACGGUGCUAAGGAAUCUACCGAAUUUAGAGAAGCUCGAUAAUGUAAUUGUACAACCUGAAGAGGUACAAGAAGCAAUGAGACGAGGUGCACAUAUACCUGACUCCGACGAUGAAGGGUACCCACAACAGCAGGAGACAUACGGUCAAUACAGACGACAGAGGUCGUGUGAAUCUAGUCCCGACAGAGAACCGGAGCCUUACUACGGUAGACCAGCACAGAGACAUGAACAGAAACCGGUGUGCCAAAAAGAAAAUGUCAGAAAUGGACCGAAUCACGCUAAACAUAAGGGAAGCGACGGCUCGCCCGACGGAGGCUCCGAGCCUGCGACGGAGCCCCCGCGAUCAGAAAACCACCAGCCUUGCCCCCUAUCGCCUACCCGACGGGCCCCCACUCCGGAACCUGAUGAACGAUACGAGCACCCCGCUAUGACCAGCUCACACUAUGAAACACGCACUCGCCCGCGCUCGCCCGACGCCGCCUCACUGCGCCACUCUGUGUCCGCUCAUAAUGUUAAGGAGUAUACAUAUGCAGCUAAUGGUGAAUGGAGGCAUUGCGGAGGUGCGGCUUCAACAUCCGAUAGAUCAGAAACAUACCAAACACGUGAGUGGGAGCGAGAAAGAGAAACGGAGAAGGAGCGGAGAGAGAGAGAGUACCCGUCCGCGGUGAUGGCGGAGCAUCGCGGCUUCACGCGGCGACCUGUCACCAGAAAUUCGAACCUACUAUCCGCCUUGCUGUGUCUUGUCAAAGAGCUCGACUACCCGAGCCUAGAGGUAGCAGAAAUGGCUGUAAGAUGUCGUAUGGACGAGUUGGCGAACAGCCAGUGACGUAACGCCGACGCCAAAUGCUAAACACACCGAUGACACGCGACUUGCGACCUUAGCUUCGACAACACAAGGCCGAGAAUAGCGUGCGGCUUGGUGACAGCACUGGCGUUAGCUUGCUAUGUUGGACUGUUGGCCCAAACAUUUGUAAAGGUGCCCAAACACGUAGUCGAUUUUUAGAAAUAUCAGGGCUGCGAACUAUUUUAAUAAAUUAUAAUUAUUAAUUUGCCUAAUAUGCAAUAAUUGUGACUUAAUUGCCGUAAUAAAUUUAUAAAAAUAAUGAAAAUGGCAAUAUAGGUUUUAACGGCAGGAAUGAUUCGUUGUAUAAAAAACAUCACAAUUUUAGAAACGCUUCAAUAGCUUUAAUAGAUUUUUUAGUGCUUAGUAAUUAAUGAAAUAUCACUAUUAAAUUAAAAAAUUGCCUAAAUAUAACUGUUAAGGUUAGGCCUGCAAGUUUGUAAGCCCUGAUUAUACAAUGCAGUAAAUUGCAGUACAGUUAAAAAAAUAUCUAUGUACAUAAUUCGUAUAUAUAAAUACGCUUUAAUUGUCUAAUUUUAGAUCUGUGCAAUUAUAAUCAUAAAUCAAAUUAAUUUUCGCCUAUUUGGCGAAUAAUAUUAUUCAACAAUCGUUUGAUCAAAAUUGUCUAUACUUUUUUUUCUAUUUUUUAUUUUUCAAUGUCCAUGGAAUUGGUUAAAUGUUGAGAUGCGGAAAAGCUUUAAUUUUUUUUUCCAAGUGCUAUUUAACCCACUUAUAACAAUAUUAAAAAACAU